This is a messenger RNA of Eremothecium gossypii ATCC 10895, 3279 nucleotides long. RefSeq names its product importin PSE1 (gene PSE1). Bases 1 to 3279 code for a protein of 1092 amino acids. The record is from RefSeq and is marked provisional. Gene Ontology annotation, biological process: protein import into nucleus. The transcript has a single exon. Gene Ontology annotation, molecular function: nuclear import signal receptor activity. NCBI's taxonomy places the organism in Eukaryota, Fungi, Ascomycota, Saccharomycetes, Saccharomycetales, Saccharomycetaceae. Gene Ontology annotation, cellular component: cytoplasm; nucleus.
AUGUCGGCUUUAUCUAGCGACGUCAAUAACACGUUGAUCAAUGUGCUACAUGGGUUUGGGUCUGCAGAUAACAAUAUCCGUGCAGCAGCGGAAGAGACCUUGAAUAACCAAUGGAUCACGGAGGAGAACAUCCACGUGUUGCUUGUAUUUCUGGCGGAGCAAGCGUCAUUCUCGGAGGAUCUCACGCUCGCGGGGUUAUCGGCUGUGUUGUUCCGCAAAUUGGCGUUAAGGGCGCCGCCGUCGUCAAAGGCAGUGAUCAUUGCUAAGAACAUCACGCAUAUCAGCAAGGAGGCAUUGGAGCAGAUCCGGACGACGUUACUCAAGGGCUUUGUGUCGGAACGCUCGAACGGCAUCAGACACAAGUUGUCAGACGCGAUUGCGGAGUGCGCACAGGAUGACUUGCCUGCAUGGCCCGAACUUCUUCGGACGUUGUUCGAGGCGACAAAAAACCAGAAUCCGAACUUCAGAGAGUCCAGCUUCAGGAUAUUUUCGACGGUGCCGCAUUUGAUCAAUGCAAUCGAGAUCACCAACGCGCUGCCUAUAUUUGAGGCGGGGUUCACCGACACAGAAGAUGACGUCAAGAUCGCCGCGGUAACGGCUUUCGUCGGCUACUUCAAACAGCUUCCCAAGAUGCACUGGGCAAAGCUCGGUGUACUACUACCUAGCUUAUUGAACAGUCUACCUAAGUUCCUAGAUGACGGCAAGGACGACGCGUUGGCAGCAGUAUUCGAGUCUUUGAUCGAGUUGGUCGAGUUGGCUCCUAAGCUAUUCAAAUCCAUGUUUGACCAGAUGAUUCAGUUCACAGACAUGGUAAUCAAGAAUAAGGACCUGGAAACGUCGGCAAGGACAACGGCGUUGGAGCUACUAACAGUAUUUUCAGAAUGCGCUCCUCAGAUGUGCAAAUCGAAUCCAAAUUACGCCCAAUCCUUGAUCAUGGACACCCUACUUAUGAUGACAGAAGUAUCCAUAGACGAUGACCAAGCCAUAGAAUGGCAGAAUUCCGACGAUGUAGAGGAAGACGACGAAGAGACUGCUUACGACAACGCACGUCAGGCUUUGGAUCGUGUGGCGUUAAAGUUAAAUGGAAAAUAUUUGGCCCCUAUUCUUUUCCAGUAUCUACAGCAGAUGGUUGGCUCGGCUGAAUGGCGUGAGAGAUUUGGUGCGCUCAUGGCUUUAUCUUCAGCAGCAGAAGGCUGUCGCGAUGUUCUUAUUGGUGAAAUCCCAAAGAUACUAGAUAUGGUUAUCCCUCUUAUUAAUGAUCCACAUCCUAGAGUCCAGUAUGGAUGUUGUAAUGUCCUUGGACAGAUUUCUACUGAUUUUGCACCUCUAAUCCAAAGGACUUCCCACGAACGUAUUUUGCCAGCUCUAAUUUCUAAAUUGACGGGUCAGUCUGUUGACAGGGUCCAAACUCACGCCGCGGCGGCCUUGGUCAAUUUCUCUGAGCAUGCAACCCAAAUCAUUUUGGAACCGUAUUUGGAUAGUUUAUUAACGAACUUGUUGUCGAUGUUGCAAAGUUCUAAACUAUAUGUUCAAGAACAAGCAUUAACUACGAUUGCCUUCAUUGCCGAGGCCGCUGAGAAGAAGUUUAUCAAAUAUUAUGAUACAUUGAUGCCACUAUUGUUGAGCGUUUUGAAGACUGAUACUGGUAAAGAAAAUAGGACGUUAAAGGGGAAAUGUAUGGAGUGUGCGACCCUAAUUGCGUUAGCUGUGGGUAAGGACAAAUUCUCAGCACAUUCGCAGGAGUUGAUUGAAUUAUUUAUCUCAUACCAGAAUGAAGGUGUUGACGACGACGAUCCAAUCAAGACGUACUUAGAACAAGGCUGGAGCAGAAUCUGCAGAAUUUUGAGAGAAGAUUUUGUGCCCUUCUUGCCGAUUGUCCUACCAUCUUUGUUAGAGACCGCUAAAGCGGGGCAAGAUGUUAGUUUAAUUGAUGAGGAGGAAGCUAAAAACUUCCAGCAAUACACAGACUGGGAUGUUGUCCAAAUACAGGGGAAACAUAUCGCUAUACACACCUCUAUCUUGGACGACAAGGUUCCUGCCAUGGAGUUGCUACAGGUAUAUGCCACCAUUUUGAAGAAUUAUUUUGCAGCCUAUGUGCCGGAGAUUAUGACAGAGAUCGCGAUAAAAUCUCUGGACUUCUACUUGCAUGACGGUGUCAGAGCAACUGGUGCUGGAUUGAUACCUGUGUUGUUUUCCUCUUUGGUGUCUGCAACAGGUGUCCAGAACCCUAACACCGUUGCACUCUGGGAACUGGCUUCGACUAAGCUCAUUAACAGCAUUAUCUCGGAACCAAUGCCAGAGAUAGUCCGUAUCUACCAUGCUUCCUUGGUUGAUGGUUUGAAAAUCAUGGGUGAUAACGCACUAACCAAUGAACAGUUAGAGAAGUAUACCAAGGGUUUGUCGGCUAACUUAUCAGACGUUUUUGAGCGGGUGAGACAACGCCACGGCCAGGAAGACGAGUAUAAUGAGGAUGUCGAUGAGGAGUAUGAAGAUUUCACCGACGAAGACCUAUUGGAUGACAUAAACAAGUCUCUCGCAGCAGUUUUCCAGACCACUAAUGGUGUCUACCUCACACACUUCCAAUCGGUUUGGCCAUUGAUACACAUGUAUCUACAGGACUCCGAAGUCAUUCUAACUCUCUUUGCUUUGGUCGCAAUAUCGGACAUGGUACAUUACUGCGGCGACAACGCAGCCAUGUUCAAGGAUAGCUUCGCAGGUAAGAUGAAGGACUAUCUAGUCUUCCCAGAGCCAUCUAUUCGCCAAGCGGCGGCUUAUUGUAUUGGAUCAUGUGCCCAGUACGCACCAAACACAUUCGGGGAGGUUUGCAUGGCCUCUUUGGAUACACUUUUCCUCAUCACCACAAUUCCAGACGCUAAAUCAGAAGACAACAUCUCUGCUACAGAGAACACUGCCGCCGCAGUUGCAAAGAUCCUUCAUUCAUUUGGUGCUAACAUCCCCACCUUUGAAACAUAUGUUGUGAACUGGCUCAAGUCCUUCCCAAUUUUACAAGAUGAGGAGGCAGCCGCAUUUAACUACAGAUUCUUGGGUCACUUAAUAGACUCUAAUAACCCCACCGUUCAUGAUAAGGAGAAACUUGGUGAAAUAGUUGAUUAUGUGGUGCAGGCAUUGCACCAGAAGAGUAUUUCAGGCAAGGUAGCUACCGCCGUUGUCGACAGCACCAAAAAGCUUUUGUCUGCAGUACCACAAGAAGAAGCCCUACGAUACUUCCAGAGAUAUCCAUCCUCUAUAAUGCAAGACAUUCAGACAUGGUUUGCUUGA